Molecule: messenger RNA, 4406 nt
Organism: Alligator mississippiensis (American alligator)
Lineage: Eukaryota; Metazoa; Chordata; Crocodylia; Alligatoridae
Gene: SHTN1
Product: shootin 1
Exons: 16
Coding region: 178-1950 (590 amino acids)
Source: RefSeq, a predicted model, not a curated record
UUGCAGUGGAGCCGCGCUCUCCGAUGACAGCAGCAAGAGCAACAGCAGUUUUUUUAAAGCCUUUGCUGCUCUCCAUUUCCCUGCCUCCUGCUUGCAGAGCCCACUUCUUCCUUCUGUGAAAACGCAGAGGGAAGGGACCGAAAGCGCCAGGACUCGAGGAAGAGAGGCAGCGCCGUUAUGCAGCAGUGUGAUAAAGUCAAACAGGAGCGUGAUGAAGCAGUCAAAAAACUAGAGGAGUUUCAGAAAAUUUCUCACAUGGUUAUUGAGGAAGUAAAUUGUAUUCAAAACCAUCUUGAAAUUGAGAAGACAUGUCGUGAAAGUGCGGAGGCUUUGGCUACUAAGUUGAACAAAGAAAACAAGACCCUAAAAAGAAUCAGCAUGUUGUAUAUGGCCAAACUGGGGCCAGAUAUCAUUACCGAAGAAAUUAACAUCGAUGAUGAAGAUCCGUCCACAGAAACAGAAGGCAGCUCUGGUUCGUGCAACUCGCUGCACUGCCAGCAGCAGAUAAAAGAGCUGCGAGAUCAAAUUAUGUCUGGUCAUGAGGAAAAGAAGACCUUAGCCAUUGAGCUGGAAAACCUGAGAUGCAAACUUGUAGAAGUAAUUGAAGAAGUAAAUAAAGUAAAAGAAGAAAAAGCUGUUCUGACAUCAGAAGUCCAUAAACAGCGGAAACUGUUGGAAAAAUGUAACAGAGUGUCUGUGAUGGCAGUAGAAGAAUAUGAAGAGCUCCAGGUAAACUUCGACUUGGAGAAGAACCUCCGGAAACAAGCAGAGUCAUUUGCACAAGAGAUGUUUAUUGAACAAAACAAGUUGAAAAGACAGAGUCAGCUGCUUCUGCAAAAUGCUGCUCCUGAUCAACAGCUUUUGAAAGCUUUGGAUGAAAACGCACAGCUGACCCAAACACUAGAAGAAGAGAGGCUUCAAUACCAAAAAAAGGUCAAAGAAUUAGAAGAGCAGCUAGAAAAUGAAGCAUUACAUAAGGAGAUCAGUCGUCUUAAGCAACAGCUAGAACUUCUGGAAGACGAUAAAAAAGAAUUGGAACUAAAGUGUCAGACCUCUGAAGAAAAAGCUAAGGAUUUAAAGCAUUCAGUCGAUGAACUCCAGAAACGAGUACACCAGUCGGAAAAUCCAGUGCCACCCCCACCCCCGCCGCCGCCACCGCCACUCCCUCCUCCCCCUCCUAAUCCAAUUCGGUCCCUUAUGUCAAUGAUUCGUAAGAGAUCUCAUCCCAACAGCAGUGUUCCCAAGAAAGAGAAAGCUCCUCAACAGGAAUCAGGUGAAGUGACUGAUCUGAAGAGACAAGCAGUUGAAGAAAUGAUGGACAGAAUUAAAAAAGGAGUUCACCUUAGACCAGUCAAUCAAUCAAGCCGACCCAAGACAAAGCCAGAAACACCAAAGGCUUCUGACAGCGCAGUGAAAGAACUAAAGGGGAUACUGACAACCCUGAACACAUCCACGAGUUCAAGAAGCUUAAAAUCCCUUGAGAAGGACGGCAGCGAAACUGAGUUGGAGAGAAUUUUGCGGCGCAGAAAGGUGACGACGGAGCCAGACAGCGGCUGUCCCAUGGGAGCCCUGGCCACGUCAGAAUCGAAAUCCAUGCCCGUGUUAGGAUCGGAAGUCAGCACAACACAACCUGCAUUGGACAAGAAACCCCUGGGGGCAAAAUUUGGCUCCAAAGCACCCGAUUCAGGUGAAGGGUCUCAUCAAAUGAAAGGAAGCACAAGUUCCAAGGGUGUAUUUCAAUCACCUAGUUAUGUGGAUUUUGCAAGAAAAUCUUCUAGCUGUGAAAAGCAGACUGAGUCCAUUGUAGUUUUAGAUCCUGUUUCCAGCAGUGAAGACCAGAUGCCUGAAAAACUCCUAAAACAAGACAAAGUGGAGGAAGAAAAAAGUAAAAAAAUUGAUAAUGAAACGACUGUUGAGAAAACAAAAGAGUCUGAUAGUUCCAACUGUUAACUGUUAGGCUAAAAGCUGGGACUUUAGCAGUCCUUACUAGUAAGUAUAAAUUUCAUAGGUCUGAGCAAGGAUGCUCAGUACUAAUACUGUAUGCAAACUGUUUUUGAUGAUGGUUACUGAAAUGACCUUUUGUAUACAGUCUUGUUAUAUGCAUUAGUGGGUCAUGUAAAUACAAAGGUCAGUCAGAAAGUAAUGCCUUCUAUUAUUUUCUCUCAGCCAAAUAUUGAAAAAAAUAUUAAACAUGGAUGGUAAAUUUGUACCGCUAAACACACACCUAUUUUUGCUAACAUAGUCUCUUCCUUCAAUGGCCCUUUUUCACUGGUGAAUGACCCAACAUUAUAUGAAGGUUAGAAAAAAUGCCUCCUAAUUUUUAUCUCCUAAGCAAGCCACAGACGGUAGUGGAUGUUCUUGACUUUAUGCCUAAAGAGGCCAGAGCAAACUUGGAGGACCGUGUCAAGACCUCAGAGAAACUGAAAUAUCAAAUGCAGAGUUUGUCCCUACAGAGACAAGUGAAAGGUGCAGCUUCUGCACAGUAACACUUGUCCGUAGGUCAGCCUGCGCACCACAGACGUGGAGGCAAUCUCAGCCCUUGGAUAGACCGUGUUGCCCUAUCCUCCAGAGAGUGAAGAGCAUACUGAUGGCAGUAUUUGAGGGAUGACGGCAGCCAUGGCUACUGUAUGAUAGGGGCUAUACAAGGACAAGGACUUUUCCAAUGUCAGGAUGCAUGGCUUUGUUCACCAGUUGGAAAUAGCCAUUGACAGAGAAGGAAACGCUGUUGAAAAAUAGCUGCAUGUUUGGCGAUGAUGUAGAAAUGUUCUGUGCAAGUUUAAUAUUUUUUCAAUCGUAUUUGGCUGAGGGAGAAAAAACAGGCGAGCCUUCCAGGCUGACCCUCGUGUAUACAAUUCAGAAUCCUUUCUUUCUGUUUUGGUCUUGUGUAUGCAUACUAUCUUCUUUAAUAUGUUACUUGGAUUCUUUUAAAAUAUUGUUAACAUUUACUUAUUUUAAUGAAAAGACACUUUGCAAAGGCCAGUAACAGUCUGAUCUGAAGCUCGCUGCUGUCACUGGAAAGGCCCCCACUGACUUCAGUGGGCUUUGGAUAGACCCGGAGGCGACAAUUGCACAAAAAUAUUGGACUGAUCCCAACAAAAAUCCACUCAAGACACUGCCUUAAAAUGUCUUUGAUACCUAUUUCAUAGGGGGCUGUAUUGGUCUCUUUUCUGGUAUGUUUAUAUGGGCCAUUUUGUUGAAUAGUAAAGCACAAGUACAGAAUUUUUGCUUCAAAACAUGGGUUUAUUUUUUUCUGCCAGUACCGAGUUGACAGGUAGUGAAAGCAGGCAGUGCAGCAUGCUAGUUUUGUACCAGGAGUUUUGGUGAUGAUCUUUAAACAUAGGGGUCUGGGAAGUCAAGCAAAUGCUCCUGUUUACACUGAGAGCUCUUUAGAGCAAAGGCUCUCUUAUUAUUUCUUUGUACAGCACUUAGCGCAAUGGGAACCUGAUGUGUUUGGAGCAUCCAGGCACUGUUAUAUUGCAUAAAUUACACUGAGCUCUUGUGAUUAAGGACGGUGCAAAUCAAUGUGUACAAGGUUGGGGCUCUUUGCCAAUCCUACUGUUGAUUUGUACUCAAGAUGAAGAAUUUCAGGAUCAGACCCAAUAUCGCUAACAAGUAAACUUUUGACUUAAUUCCUGUAAACUGUUGUGUACUGCGGUGACAUGAGUUGUGUUGGUAGGUGAGAGCACAAGUACCACCCUUUAUCAGAGUCCUUUCCAAUGGAGUUAGAUUGACAGGUACAUAAUUUACUUGCUUUGAUGCCAAUCCACAUUCCAGAGAGGUUUGUAAAAGCAAACACAAUAUUUCACUUGAGUACAUUGAAGAAACAAAUAUAAUCAGGGAUUUUUACCUUAAAGUAAAGAUUGGUGUUACUGAAACUUGAGUGGUGAUGUACUUGAAUGCUCUGGUUUUUUGCUUAAUGAAAUGGUGAUAGUAUUUUAACUAUUAAGGAUGAAUGUGCUCAGUUUGUUAGUGUGGCUCUGCAUGUAGUUGUCUGGUGCGUCUCUUCCAAAGCUGAUAGUAAUGAGUAUGGUUGUUAUGCUCUUUUUCUCUUGGUGCAUGUUUGAUUAAAAAAAACAACAACAUUGGGGUUGAUCUAAUUAUCUAUCUAAGUGUAUUUCCUAAAUUAGGGGAAAUUUGUCUAUCAUUUAAUUGUUUAUCUGCAUUUCAGUGGCUUUUUCUAAUAGUUGGUUUUGCACUUCUGUGUUAUCCUGAAUUUAAAACGUGACAUUUUAUAAAUGUAUUUUUCCUCAAAUUUUUAUUGUUGUAUAUGUUAACUGCAAAUUAUUCUAAAACAGAAGUUUUUAAAAAAUAUUUCUUUUACUUAGACUAUUUCUGUUACACUCCAAUAUAAAAUUAUUUAUCUUUUCAUCGUUGCUUAUUAAAAAGAUUACUGACAGUUUCCCAAA